Hibiscus syriacus is the source of this 561-nucleotide messenger RNA. RefSeq lists its product as uncharacterized. The transcript is spliced from 2 exons. Lineage: Eukaryota; Viridiplantae; Streptophyta; Magnoliopsida; Malvales; Malvaceae. Bases 1 to 561 code for a protein of 186 amino acids. Gene Ontology annotation, molecular function: nucleic acid binding; zinc ion binding. The record is from RefSeq and is a predicted model, not a curated record.
AUGAACGGUUUGAGGGAAUAUAGAGAUCAAUCUUCUAAAAGAAUUAGGGUUUCAUUGAGCAUGGUACCACCCAAGAAAGGUAGAGAUUCAGGUUUCCGAUCUCAAGCACCGUCAGAAUCGAUGGCAUCCUCCAUUAAAGAAUCAAAUCAAAUGAAAGUUAGACAAACUCAGUCUGGAAGGUCUGGUGAUAAGCGAGCACAGCAGAGUCAAAUUAUACAAUGUCAGAUUUGUAGAAGAAGCCAUAGUGGAUUGUGUAGAGUGGUCACUGGAGUUUGUUUCCGAUGUGGAGAAACAGGGCAUUACAUGAAGGAUUGUCAAUUGAGGGCUGGAGAGCCUGUACAGUCAGAGCGAUCUUCGUCAAUGUCUCAUAGAAGACGCGGUAUAGGUAAAAGAAGAAAUAAGGCAGAAUCUUCUACUCAACAGGAAAUACGUUCCACGGCUAGAGUAUAUAAUCUCAAGAUCAAUGAGGACUGUGAUAACCCAGAUAUAGUAGCAGGAAGAGGUACAACUAAUCAGCUUAGACGGAUUGGAAAUAUCAGUGUUGGAAGAUAUAUGUUAUGA